Messenger RNA from Zeugodacus cucurbitae (melon fly), 3711 nucleotides. It is a transcript of the gene pain, whose product is annotated as transient receptor potential cation channel protein painless. Gene Ontology annotation, cellular component: membrane. Gene Ontology annotation, biological process: transmembrane transport; monoatomic ion transport. Lineage: Eukaryota; Metazoa; Arthropoda; Insecta; Diptera; Tephritidae. Gene Ontology annotation, molecular function: protein binding; monoatomic ion channel activity. The transcript has 5 exons. The record is from RefSeq and is a predicted model, not a curated record. Bases 759 to 3536 code for a protein of 925 amino acids.
UCUUUUCCCUGUCAAGUGAUUUCUGUGCUGUGUGAUCAUUGCUCCAGCUUUAGAAAACAUUCGUUCACUAACAGACUGAAGUGGCAACAAUGGAUAAUACAUUUUUCAUGUCAACCGACAUCUCUAUUGGAUUCUGAGUGAUACAAGUAACAGCUGAUCCAAGAUACAUUGCUCUUCAACGUUCCGUCCAUGUAAUGGUAAAUAAAUUUCACAGCUAAUUUGAAUCUCGGAUCUAACGCAGUAGCCAACGCCAGAAUUGAAUUGUCAUAACAGAUCAUACAAUUAACGUCAAUAUUUUACAAGUGCACAUUCCACUAACGAAUUCAAAGUGACAAAGCGUUUCUAAAUAACAUCGCUGAAAGUAGCAUCAUGUUUUUAGAUUCGAAACAAGACAUUUUGGACAAAAACAUCGAUACAUCGUUUGCAUCCCUACCCACUACUGCAUUAAAAAAGAGCAUUUUGGAGUACUCCAACGUAAACCACAUACUCAAACAAUUUUCCAGGAAUGUGUAUCAUAAAUGCUGCGAACUAGCACUUAAAUUCUACAUAAUUGUGAGCCUUAAAUCUCAACCACAAUGCAACGACAAUUAAAUGAAAUUGUAAAUUGAAAAAAAUGUCCUGAAAUUAUUUCCGACAGAACAAAUACAUAUCUAUGGUUUUGUAAAAUAUAUUUAAACCUUGAGUUGAUAAGGCUUUCAGAUUGGCGAACCAUUCGUCAGCACAAAGCGUCUGUCCAUCAACAAACAACAAAAAGCAAAAUGUCCAGCAAACCAUACAGCGCGAUCAAUAUAACCAAUUGUGGUUUAGAUGACCCACAGAGUGAACUGGGUGCCGCCUUUGUCAAUAACAACCUAACAGAUUUUCGAAUUGCUCUCGAUAAAGGUGCAAAUCCUGCUAGAAAUGAUGACAAGCAUUUCAGCGUCUAUGAGCUAGCUCUGAAAACACAUGGCUGCGCUGCAUUCGUAGAGGAAUGUUUGAGACAUGGUUGUAGCCCAAAUCAUUUAAAUCAACAUUGGAAGAAAUCAGCAAUCAAUUUUGCUGCCGAUUCAUUGGAUCCACAAAUUCUCAAUGUACUCUUGCGUAAUAAAGAUGUACAAGUAGACCGACCAUAUGCCAAACUCACACCUCUUAAUACACUCGCCAAAAAGCUGACUACCGAGAAUCAGAACGAUGUAUUUGCUUGCAUCAAACUUCUUUUGGAAUAUGGCGCCUCACCGAAUAAGCCUGACGAUCGUGAAAUGACACCACUAAACUACAUUUUGAAGAAUAAAAAGCUUGAUAGUCAAAUUAAGCGUGAACUUGUUGAGCUUUUCACUUCUCAGCAAGAUUUAGAUGUGGAUAGCUUUCGAGAUGGCGAAGUGCGCGAAAUGUUGAAUCGUGAUUACCCCGAAAUGUUGAUAAAAUUGAGCGCCGUCGGUGUGAGCUUAGAUAGGCUGGUUUCGCUCCUUCGCAAUGGCAACGAAGAGGAAUUUGUACAAAAAUUUCCCAAAUACAAAGCCAGAAUCUUCGAAAAGGAUAACAACACGAGUGACGUGCAAGAGCAAGAGCUUCAGCUAUUUAUAGAGUCUAUUAAGCGCGGUACACAUAAAGCAUUUGAUUUACUCUUGAAUUGCAACGUGAAUGUGAACGGCGUCUUAGAUUAUAAAACACCUAUACAAAUUGCCACGAUUUUGGGUAAUUGGAGGGCCCUUAAAAUACUACUAGAACAUAAUGAUCUCAAGUUACGCCAACAGGAUCAAUUGUUAAUUACUGUCAUUAGGCACUUAGGUGAUGAUAUUUUAUACGAUUUUGUAAACUACGAAAAAUGUCUAUAUUUACUAUUAAAUUCGGAUCGAAUUGAUGUGAAUGAGUCUGAUCCCAGUGGCUCAACACCGCUUCACUAUGCCGUCAAGUAUCGAAAUCGUUUAGUUAUCCAAGAAUUAUUACGUCAUGGCGCUUACAUUGGCAUGCGUAGCUCAUUUAACGAUUUACCCAUUGAUAGUAUACAUCCGGAAGUGUUAGAAGAACACUUUGAUAGCUGCAUCACCACAAAUGGUUAUAAACCUGGUGAUAGUGACUUUGAAAUACUGAUCAAUUUCAAAAAUCUCAUUUCACAACCACUUUUAAGUCACGCAACGAAACUGCGCACACAAAACUUUCACGAAGAGAUGCCACCAAUCGCGUACAUUGCUGAAUCAAAAGAACACCGCCAUCUACUCCAACAUCCUCUCAUCACGAGCUUUUUGUUCCUUAAGUGGCAUCGCUUGUCUGUCAUCUUUUAUAUUAAUUUUCUCCUAUACUUCUUUUUUGCUUUAAGCAUUAUAACACACACAAUUCUGAAAUUUCGUGAAAGCGAAUACGAAGCUCUAACUGUGUUAUUCGGUCUCUUCUCAUGGAUUGGUAUCAUUUAUCUACUUAUCCGCGAGAUAAUACAAUUUGUUUUGGCCCCACUGAAAUAUUCCCGUUGCAUAAUUAAUUAUAUGGAAGUCGCACUUAUUAUAUUAUCCAUAAUGACCUGCAGCGAACCUAGCUAUAAUCGUGAAACGCAAAGAGUAAUAGCUGUAUUCACGAUACUCCUUGUCGCUUUGGAGCUUUGCUUGUUGGUGGGUUCGCUGCCAGUUCUAUCAAUAUCAACACAUAUGUUAAUGCUCCGUGCCGUCUUAAAGAGUUUUAUUAAGAGUUUUGCUCUCUACUCAAUCUUCGUGAUCACAUUCAGCUUGUGCUUCUACAUCCUUUUUGGUAAAUCCCCGGAAAGCAACGAUACCACAAACGGCACCGACACCACAAGUGAUGGUGGCGAAUUCAACAAAUUUGCUAAUCCAUUUACAGCGGUCAUCAAAACUAUUGUCAUGUUAACAGGAGAAUUCGAUGCCGGGGAUAUUGAAUUUGAUACCGUCUACAGCUACUUGAUAUUCUUAAUGUUUGUGGUGUUUAUGUCAAUAGUUCUUUUCAACUUGCUCAAUGGUCUGGCUGUUAGUGACACGCAGGCCAUUAAAACACAAGCCGAACUAAAUGGUUCCAUUUGCCGUACUCUUUUACUCACGCGCUACGAACAUGUACUGACUGGACGCACCGGUCAUGCCAGUUUCAUCAUCAAACAAGAGCCGUUCCGCACAAUAUGCCGCCGCUUAAUGAAUCUCGAUUCCAAUUACAUUGUUGACAGACAAAUCGCUAUUCUACCGAAUGACCACAAUAGAGUGUUUGUCGGAGUAGCCAAGUGUAGUGGAACAGUGGAAUCAAAAGACAAUUGCGGCCGAAAAAAUGAAGGGCGCAACUCGAAAUCACAUUUUCUACCUUUAUCAGAAGAAAAUACCAACCGUCAGAAGAAAUUACUUGAUGCGCCUGUUUCAUUCUUACCCUGCUGCUGCACCUGUAUUACAGGAAAAUGCUCUGAAAUGGAUAGUCGCACUGUAAAAUUAGCAAUGGCAGUGAUCGAACGGAAAUCAACAUCACAACAAGGGAAGAUACGUGAAGCGAAUACGGAAAGGAGACUGAAGAAUAUCGAGGAACGAUUGGCGCAGAUAACGGAACUACUGCAGAAAUUGAGUCCAGAGUAAUAAAGGGGCCAGUUGAAAUUUGAUAUCAUUAACAGUUAUGUAUACAUAUUGUUAAGAACAUUUUUAAUAAUUGUUCAAACAUAAAAGUGUCUUGAGUAUUAUUUAUUCAAUAUUUUAUUAUUUUUCGAAGAAUUUAAGAUAAUUAAUUCAAAAUAAAAUGAUCAAUGUAACUUGA